AUGACUAUCAGCAAAAAACCUACAAAUCACUCUACUACAAACAUAAGUCGUCGUUUAACAGUAAUGCAUCGAUUCAGUUUAUACACAUUGACAAUUUUUAUAAUUUUGAUUCUAAGAUAUGCAAAUUCCGGACCAUUUUUACCAUUAUCAUGCCAAUUGUUUGGAUCAAAAUGUCCUACUAAUCCAAGCAUUAAUGGAUUUGUUAAACAAGAAUUUAAUGGCGUCAAAGAAAUCUUCAAACAAAAUUUUAUUAAUGGUGAUGAUAUUGGUGCACAAAUUACUGUUUAUUAUGAUAACGAAGUUGUAGUUGAUUUACAAGGCGGAUUUGCAGAUUUAAGUAAUGGACGUACUUAUAAUGAAGAUACUUUACAACUGGUAUUCUCCAGUACUAAAGUUUUGACUGGAAUUGUAAUUUCUAGACUUGUAGAACAAGGAUUAUUAGAUUAUAAUGAAAAGGUUUCCAAAUAUUGGCCAGGAUUUGCACAAAAUAAUAAAGAGAAUGUGACAUUACUAGAAUUGAUAACACAUAAAGCUGGCGUAGGAUAUAUUGAUUCACAUCAAAUCAGUAAUAGAGAUUUACAUGAUCUUGAUAAAUUAUCUGAAAUUUUGGCCACUAAAGUUUUGUGGCUUAGAUAUAAAGAGGCAGAAAUUGAUCGAUCAUUCAAAGUUCCGAAUUCAUUAAUAGCUAUAUUUAUAUGUUCAGCAAUAUUCAUAAUUAUUGGUAAUGCAAUUAAGAAGGAUAUUCCAAAACCGUCUACAUCUGAUUACGACGAUUGUCAAAAAAAUGCAAUAACCAUCGAUCAAUAUAUAAUACCAAUUAUAUGCGGUGGAUUUUUAUUUGUUGGAGCUGGUUGUUGGUGUAUUAGUUAUUUCAGAUCUGGUGGGAAUUCACGCAAUAAUAAUAUUAGAGGUGAUGUUUCUAGUGAAAAUCGUGACAAUAAUGACAAUAGCGAUAAUAAAAUUGUUAGUACAUCUUUGUAA
Messenger RNA from Entrophospora sp. SA101, 981 nucleotides. Lineage: Eukaryota; Fungi; Glomeromycota; Glomeromycetes; Entrophosporales; Entrophosporaceae. The record is from the annotation of a GenBank genome assembly.